AUGUUCCUCACAAUGUCCACGACUAGUGGCACUUCUCUGCAAUGGACUCCGGAACGAAUUGCUGAUAAUAGGAGGUUUCCAGCCAUAUUCCGGCGGCACUCGUCAACCACUUUGGAACCAGGUCCCGAAGUAGAAACGGACAAGCCAUUCGGGUUGAAAGAGGAGUUCACACGCGAUAAAUUAGGUGAAGGAAGGAACGCGGAAAUGUUGGAGCACUUGAAUCUUGUGGACGUGUCGGGUGGCCGCACUAAGCCGAAGGACUGUUUGAGUAGGUCCGAUGCGCUCUCAAUUGAAUCUGAAGUCACAUGA
Molecule: messenger RNA, 309 nt
Organism: Opisthorchis viverrini
Lineage: Eukaryota; Metazoa; Platyhelminthes; Trematoda; Opisthorchiida; Opisthorchiidae
Exons: 3
Coding region: 1-309 (102 amino acids)
Source: RefSeq, a predicted model, not a curated record